Messenger RNA from Engraulis encrasicolus (European anchovy), 4052 nucleotides. Its product is annotated as immunoglobulin-like domain-containing receptor 1. The coding region runs from base 226 to 1992 and encodes 588 amino acids. The transcript has 9 exons. The record is from RefSeq and is a predicted model, not a curated record. Gene Ontology annotation, cellular component: plasma membrane. Gene Ontology annotation, molecular function: high-density lipoprotein particle receptor activity. Lineage: Eukaryota; Metazoa; Chordata; Actinopteri; Clupeiformes; Engraulidae.
ACUGGACCGGGGAAAGUUGCUCUUCGUUACGCACGGUACAAUCAGCUUGAAGUUACUCGUGAAUUCGAGCAGGUUAUCGAAAGAAAUACAUAAUUAUGUGAUUCUAUAUAGAAGUUAGACGUGAUCCGCCGUGAUCAUCUUUUCUGUUUCUACCUGUCGUGUAAUUAUAGGCCUAAAGGUAGCGAUCAUAGCUUCCGCGUUGGAUGUCCUUCCGAAGACAAAAAAAUGGGGAAUUUGAUCCUGGUAGUAGUUUUACUGGCCAUUCUCCCGAAAGAGUUACAGUCCAUCCAGGUGACUGUUCCUCAGACAGAAAGGAGUACAGCUCUGUUUGCAUCUGUCAUCCUCCGUUGUGACUACUCAACAUCAGCAAAUCCUUCCGAAGUUCUUGUCACAUGGAGGUUCAAAUCGUUCUGUAAAGAUCCAGUGCUGGAGUAUUACUCAACGGCCUAUCAGGCCGCCUUGGCAUUGGGGCAGGAUCCGGCCAAUGACUGCCCUGACCGGCAGCGCACGGUGCGAGUGGUGGCGCAGAAGAGGGGGACGAAUGAGCCCACACUGGGGUCACAGUACCGCGAGCGCAAGAUCACCAUCCAAGACAAGGCAGACCUGGUGAUCAAUGAGGUGAUGUGGUGGGAUAACGGGAUGUACUUCUGCUCCAUCGACGCACCUGGAGACACGACGGGCGACUCGGACAGGGAGAUCAGACUCAUCGUUUACCAUUGGCUGACGGUGCUGUUCAUCAUCAUCGGGGCCCUCCUCCUCAUCAUGCUGCUCUGCAUCUGCUGCUGCCAGUGCUGCCCCCAGAACUGCUGCUGCUACGUCAGGUGCCCCUGCUGCCCACAGACCUGCUGCUGCCCAGAGAAAGCGAUCAUGCAGCACCGGAUGAUGAAGGAGGCCAAGAGAGCGAUGGCUCCGUGGCUCCACGGCCAGCCCAUAUAUGCCAACGGCUCCUCCCAGUCCAACUACCCGCUUCUCUACUCUGGAGGCUCUGUGUCAGAGUACCCCUUGAAGCAUCCAGGCGUCCCCAUGGGUUACAUGCCCCCGCAGCACGGCCCCCCGCCCCCAGUCAUGCCUCACCACGGCGGCUACGACCCGCCCGGUAGCUUCCAGGGCAGUGUCCACGGCACCAACCAGAUGCUGGACUUCCUAGAGAGCCAGGUGCGCAGCAUGGACGUGGCACCCCCCAUGGUUCACACCCAGCCGGGGCCACCACCGCCACAGCAGCAGAUGGCACCUCCGCCCCAACGCCAGCCGAUGCCCGCCCACCAGAGGGCCACGCCACCCCAGGGCGUGCCCUUCUCUCCCGGGCCGCCCAGCAUGCUCUCCGCCCUGGACGAGAUCGGCGUGCAGGGCAUGGAGCGCCGCGUCAUCCAGCUGCCGCCCAUCAUCGGCCGCGGCUCCGGACAGUACUCUCACCGAGGUGGUGGAGGCUCGGGGGGCGGUGGUGGUGGUGGCGGUGGUGGUGCCGCCAGGGGAGGGCCUCGCCUCUCCAUCCCCUCCAGUGAUAACUCCAGCCGGGCCGGAGGCUACCGCCGGGACAACCGCGGAGGACCCUCCUCCAGGCAGCCCCCGUCCCCUCGGCGUGGCAUCCUGCGCACCUACAGUGACGAGUCGGACUGGGACGAUCGGCAUGGGAGACGGGGCGGUUCCUCUGGAGGUCGGCGAGGUGGAAGUGGUUCAGGGGGCGGCUACCGCCCACGCUCUCGUAGCCGAGACGACCUGAUGGACGAGCGGCGCCACGCGGCUCCUCGUCGGGACCGGAGCUACUCGCCCCCACCUGCCCGCCGGGGGUCCUGGAGCUCAGACGAGGACAGCCGGAGAGGUGGAGGUGGUGGUGGUGGAGGAGGGGCGCGCUCCUCGCGGGGGAAGCCCUGGCCUGAGAAGCCCCCCAGCUACUUCUCCAUCGAUGUCCAGCCCGGAGCCAGUGGCAAGAAGUUCAACAUAGACCGCUUCUCUGAGAAGAGUUCUCGCAGUGGCAACAGUGUGGUGAUCUGAAGGCUGCAUGUCCGCGCUUUAAGCAGAAGCAGAAGUCCUGUGUACUUUCACACUUUUUAAUCGUGUUUUAAGGAACUCAAUCUUAAUCACAAUCACAAUUAUUGAUCUGCUAUCCGUGAACAGCUGUCAAGUUUUGUGGUCAGUAGGUACUUGUCACUGGUUUGAUACUAGUGACGACUCUUCUCUUAGAUGUUUGUUUGUUCACCUACUGUAUGAGAUGUUUGUUUUGUUAGUGAAUAUGAAGUGAAGAUUAACCGGGCGAAUAGACCGGCCGCGACAUGAGCGAGGCGAGCGACGGAAGUAAUUUACUUUGUAUUGAGUCGCGCGACUAAAGUGAUUCUGGAGACUAGAGGCGAUUCGCGCGACGAGAGCGACAGUUUGUAGUUGAACUCCUGGGAAUGUUAUGCAAAUGAGCUAUGACGCGGUUCGGCAACAGGCCGCGACAGCCAAUAACUGUAUAGAGGUAAGUAACCACAGCCAAUGGGAAAAGCAGAAGGCAAGCAUUCCAACAUUAACGGGCAUACUGGCCCUAUGCCCUAUUUUCAUUGCGAUUGUUCCAUGUCAUUCAAAACUUUUAUCAGGGAAAAUGUGCAUUCCAAGGGUUUACUCGUGUUGGCCCUUUAUUGGGAGGAAUUUGGGAAAAAUGGCCCUCGGGGACUUUUAAUUGAGUACCCCCGCUCUAGUCGCUUCAAUUGCUCGUAUCGCUCUUGCUGCACAGAAGCGAUUCUCUGUCGCUUCAAUCGCGUCGUGGCUGGUCUAUUCGCCCGGUAAGUCAUUGUACAAAUGUGUACAAAUGGUUUUUAUUUGUUUUCAAUGUUUUUAGUUAGUAAAGUUGUAGCCCUUAUUGUCAGGAUCGGUGUGAGGAGGAGCAUUAGGAGAUGCUUAUACACCACAUUUCAUUAUUUUACAGGAUGUUUUGUACAAAAUGGCAGAAGGAGUUUAACUAACGUAAAUAUUCUGCCGUCUUUAAUAUUAUACCUGUAUGUGUGUGAGUAUGUUUUGUGUGUUUGAGUGUGCACAUUACAUGUACUGUAUGUGUAACUGAUGCACUGAAGUUUACAUUAAUUCAUAUAAUGUGAGGUGGUGGACUAUUUUUUUAUGCGUUUGUACUGAUGGUGUCAGUUAACAAGAAACUCUUAUGGUUUGAAAAGGUUUUAUGUAAUGCUUUUAGUGAGUAGAGUCAGUAUGUCAGUGACUACAUAAAAUGAUGGAUUUUUUUUGGUUGUUCAGGGAUCAACAAAUAUACAAAGCUCUUCUCUUUUUUUACUCAUAAAAUACAAUAAUUUUAAGAGAUGUACUUCUUAUAGCACAUGUCCACAAGUAGCUUUGUUGACAAAAUAUUCAACAAUGCACUUUUUAAAAAAUUGCUAUAAUGCAUGCUUGCAUUUGGUAGGGGAAUGUAAUGCAAUACAUAUAAGUCACUUACUAGAGAUCAGGGUCGGAGCUACAGGGGGGUGAGUAGGGCAUUGGCUCCAGACCCCAUCCAUAUUGGUGGUUGGGGCCCUAUUGUGACCUUGACAGGCCGUAUAGGGGGCCCUAUCAGUGUCUUGCCUUGGGGCCCUGUGUGCAUUUGUUCCGCCACUGCCAUUGCUGUUAUAUUACAUUUGCCACAUUUGACCCCUUACUCUUACCUUAAUUGAUCUAUUUAUUACCAGUCUUUCAGCAUGCAUCGGUUUCUGAACAAGAAAUCAUGUGGUUUUGUGCUUCAUGGUGCUUUUUCUUAAUACAUCAUAAAGGAUAUGUGUGCCUCGUCUUGAUAAUGAAGGAUCACUUCUACUACUAUGGAAGGAGGAGUCAUAUGAAGUCUAAGAUGUAAGAUGUAUAUUAUCUUUAUUUGACAGAUUGAUCAGAUGUCAGUAGACCAUGUGUGAGCGUUUUGGAAGACAUGGAGGGAUGAUUCUCUGCACUAAAUGUGGAUUGAAGUCGAGCUGUGCUCUUGUACAUACUGUGACUGUUUUUAUACUCUAUAAAUAUCUCACAGGGGAACCACUGUGCAGAUAGAAGUCUGUAGAUUAAUUUAAUUGUAUGUUUCCUAAUAACAAUUCAAAUAAACUAUUAAG